AUGAGCAAAGAAUGCGAGGGUUGCAUUCUUGAUGGGACCUUAAAACUCGCCGGCUCGCUUGCCGUGAGACUUGGCCUUUCGCUCGGACUUGGAAUUCAGGAUCCUCAACAUGGGACAGACUGUGAGAGUACCACUACGAGUCUUUGGUGA
Messenger RNA from Blumeria graminis f. sp. triticale, 150 nucleotides. The record is from the annotation of a GenBank genome assembly. Lineage: Eukaryota; Fungi; Ascomycota; Leotiomycetes; Helotiales; Erysiphaceae.